AUGGAUCGUAGUUCAACUUCAACAUUUUCAACCUUAUUUGACGUUCCCGGUUUUUAUCCCAAUAACAAAAAAAUAAAGUUAAAUGAUCCAGAACCUAAUAUUGAAAAUAUCAAGUUGAAUGAUCAAGAACCCAAUACUAAACAAAUAAAGUUGAAUGAUCAUACUCCACAAAAAUCAAAUCAAUCUUGUAACGAUUCAUUGAAUGCUGGGGCAAAUGAUACUAAUGAUGUUAACGGUGCUAACAAUGAUGUUGAAGUAUUAACGAAAAAUUUAUCUCGACAACAAAAAUUAAAGAAAGAUCUUGCGGCUGGGAGAUUUCGAUUGAUUAAUGAAAAAUUAUAUACCACAAGUAGUUUAUCAGCAUUUAAAUUAUUUCAAGAGAAUCCUCAAACAUUUGAUGAAUAUCAUGAAGGAUUUCGAUCAGUAGUUAAAUCGUGGCCUACAAAUCCUGUUGAUAUUUUGAUAAAUUAUUUAAAUCAAAAACCCAAAGAUUGGAUUGUGGCUGAUUUAGGUUGUGGGGAAGGGAAAAUUGCUCAAAAAACAUCCAAUAAAGUUCUUUCUUUUGAUUUGGUAGCAAAAAAUGAUAUGAUUAUUGUAUCCGAUAUAGCAAAGCUUCCUAUACCAAAUUCAUUCUUCGAUAUUACAAUAUUUUGUUUGUCUUUAAUGGGUACAAAUUAUAUCGAAUUCUUAAAAGAAGCUCAUCGUGUCUUGAAACCAAUGGGUGAAUUGAAAAUAGCCGAGGUUGUAAGUAGAUUUUCAGAUAUUAAUGCUUUCAUUAAAGUUCUUGCUGAGAUUGGAUUCGAUUUUAUAAAAAAGGAUGAUUCAAAUAAAAUGUUUAUUAUAUUGGAUUUCAUUAAGUCUGCAUCACAAUUAAAGAAAUCAGAGAAAUCUCUCUUAGAAAAUGCUUCAAAGUUAUUAAAACCUUGUUCUUAUAAAAAACGCUAA
Messenger RNA from Diversispora eburnea, 945 nucleotides. The record is from the annotation of a GenBank genome assembly. Lineage: Eukaryota; Fungi; Glomeromycota; Glomeromycetes; Diversisporales; Diversisporaceae.